AUGGAGGCAGUAAGAACCAUGAAGGCCCUUGAAGAGGCCAAAAGCAUGGCUGGACAAAUCCAGUUCAUUGCGGCAGAAUCAAGGACCUACUCAAAGGAAUGUCACCUGCUGGCCACUCAGGCAGCAUCUCUGCAGUCCAUGGUAGUCGUGAUAAUGGGUGAGGUCAGUAAAGUUCCAAAAGCAAGCGAGGAGGCGAAGGGACAGCUGGAGGCAGCAGUCGUGUGCGUUGGGGCUGCUUUGACGGACACUGGAAAACUCGUGGACGAGGUCAGCAAGUUGAAGUUGCUGCAAAAGUUUUGGACUGGCGGGCAAGUCAAGGAGAGAAUUCGCACAUUGGGAAAUCGUCUCACAGAGGCACAGACAGAGCUGUUCCUUGCACACACGACAAUGCUCAACAGCGCACAGGAAGAGUUGCAGAGGCCUCGUGGGAUGACGGGACAUCCAGGUGCUUCUUUGACCCGGUCUCCACCUCUCCGGACGUUGAGAGAAGCGCGAAAUGACCUGCAGACCCUGACAUCGGAAGAUUCGUUCAGCGUGGAUGAUGAUGACGCAAGGGCAUACGAAGAAAGCCAACAACUGGACGCAACAAGCGCAUCUGAUAUUCCAGCAACUGCGUUUUCAGGUCCAUUAUUUCCAGAAGAGGAAAGCAAGGCGAGAGAGCUCGUGAAAGAAAUAUCGACUAUCGAACUAGCGGGCAUGAUGUAUCAUCACAAGCUGAUGGAAGCUCUGCAGGCGAUGAUAAAGCGUUGCGAGAAUUGCUCUCUGAACAUGAACGACAUUAGCCUGAGAGAAGAAUGGAGAAAAGCGCUUCAGCAGCUUCAGGUGAAGCUGGAGAUGGUGAAACGGAUGAUACAUCAUCACAGAUCUUUCGAACUCGACAAUUUUCAUCGGACAUCAUAUGUGGUUCACUUCUUGGAGUCCACGUACGAUUUUCUUGGCGGGUUUGCUCGGAGGUGGAACCUUGACUGCGCAAGCACAAUCGAGCGCCUGGUCCCUGCCAGUUUGUCAGCAGAUGUUGAGAGCGACAAGCAAGCACUGAAUGGAUGCCUGGCCUUCAUUUUUGACGAUUCCGAUCGUCAAACUGGAGCGCUGGGGGACCCGGUGCGAGGUAAGUGGGAGUGCCUCAAGCGCGAUUACCAAAUGAACAAGACAAAGCUUGCGGUUGUCCCAGAGAGUGAAAUCGUUCUUGGACAACAAAUCGAUGGUUCAGCUUCCAUGUCCAGUGGCAGCGGUCGCGUGUAUGAAGCCCAAUGGAAGGGGAUGGCUGUGGCAGUGAAAAUUCUGUGCCAAUCCGCUGAAAUGGACUACGAAGACCUCGCAGAGUUCUAUUCAGAGACGUUCAAGCAGGCUUGUCUGGAUGAGCGAUAUGUUGCUAGGGUGCACGGCAUCACAAAGAAUGGGACUCUGGUGAUGGAGCUGGCCGUCGACAGCUUGAGGAAUUGGUACCUAAACCAUGGCCAAAGCUAUCAACAUGUGGACUUGAAGAAGAAAUUCAUGGCGCAAGCCGCGCGGGCUCUACUGCACGUGCACGACAGCGGCAUUAUCCACAGGGACAUUAAGAGCAUGAACUUCCUUGUUUGCGACAAGGGCAGGAUGGGACUGGUUGUGAAGAUCGCCGAUUUCGGACUGGCGAUCAAACAGAACGUGGAGGGCGAGGCCAGGACGGGGAGAAUUUAUGGAACAGAGAGGUGGAUGGCCAAGGAGGUUCUGUUUGACCAUCGGCCUCCGAGCAAAGAGUCCGACGUCUACAGCUUUGGAGCUGUGCUCUACGAGUUGGUGACAAAUCAAUUGCCAUUCGGGGAGCUGGCCUCUCGAGGGGACGUGUAUCAAGCAACAAUGAAAGGAGAAGAACCCCACUUCAUUUGCGCUGAAGUGAGGAAGCAAUGGCCUCCAGCAUUGCUGGAACUUAUGCGGAAAUGCUGCUGCUCGUCCCUUCCAGGUGAAAGACCUUCCACCCAGGAGGUCUGCAGCUAUCUUAUGCAACAGUCCAAAGAGGUAACAUUCAGGUACAAUGUCGGCAUGCUCGAUUUUCUGCAACGGCAAAUCCACACAGUGCACUUAUUACUAAGGUCGAAACCCGUGGAUCUCCCAGACCGCACCUGGAAAGCGGCGUCUGAUGUAAUCAAAAAUAUGGUGGAAAAUGGGAACAGCCUGAUGCGGCGCCAUCAAGUAAAGUUCACGAUGAGGAAUUUCUAUUCCGCCAGCGAGCUUCGGCAGCAUGUUGAGGGGGUCUGCAGGGGGAUGAAAAGGACUCUGGAAGAUUGUGGACUGCAUGACACGAACAUCCAGGAUGUUAUUCCUUACGAAGUUGUGGAGGAAGACCGCUCGGCGUUGCGCCAGAAAUUACAGUAUCUGCUGAAUGGGCUGCAAUGCGAGUUGGAAGAGGUUGUAGAGGGAGAAUGGUGGGAGGCUAAAGUCUACCAUGACAGGUUGAUCCAGAGCUUUCAGAUUGUGAGGGAUGAAAGGAUAAUUUGGGGAAACGAGACAUUGGGGGGUGAAUAUGAAGCAGAGUACUGUGGAAUGAAAGUGACCGUUAACCAAUUGAAACCGCAGGAAGGAGAGCUGAACAUCGAGGAGUACGCGCGGCUGUUCGCGGAGGUGACGUUCAUGGGAUCAUUGCAAUUCCCGCACGUCGCACGGCUCUAUGGGACGAGCGCAGCGGGCUUCUUGGUGAUGGAGCGCGGAGAAAUGACUUUAAAGGAAUGGAGGGAACGGGUGAACGAUGAGGGAUUGAAAGUAGAUUGGGAACAGAAGGGGAAACUGCUGUACGAAGCGUCACAAGGACUGGAAUUCGUUCACGACCAGGGGAUCGUGCACCGGCGCCUUGGGAGCCAUAGUUUCUGGAUAUUCCAAAAUGAUUCCGUGAAGAUUGGGGGAUUCGGGUCAGCGAUCGUUGCGGCAGAUUCCACGCCAGUGAGCAUCUGGCACCAGAUAGGUCCCUAUGUUGCACCGGAAAUAUUCGAAGGUAGGCGUCACGACUUCGUGUCGGACGUUUUCAGUUUCGGUGUGGUUAUUCACGAGGUGUGUUGCCUGCAGCAGCCGUAUGGGGAAGCAGAAACCGGGUUGUUUUCAGAAAAGGCCCAGGGGCUCCCACCCUGCAGUGUGCCUGACGAUUGUCCUCUACUCCUUCGGGAGAUCAUGGCCGGGUGCUGUGAUUUGGAUCCCUUUAAAAGGCCGACGAUGGCUGAAGUGAGCAAGCGGCUGAAAACAUUUGCCGCAGCGGCGCUCAGUUAA
Molecule: messenger RNA, 3234 nt
Organism: Ostreobium quekettii
Lineage: Eukaryota; Viridiplantae; Chlorophyta; Ulvophyceae; Bryopsidales; Ostreobiaceae
Source: the annotation of a GenBank genome assembly